CCGCUGUACGAUGCUAGCUGGGUAUAGAAUCGUCUAGACAGGACCUCAAAAGGCGCAAACGUGUCAUCCCACGUCAUAUGGCCUUUCCAUCAUUUCCAGAAAUUACGGGUGAGCCGGGUGGCCACAAACGUAUAAAAGGCGCCCAACACCAGCCGCAUCUGCAGAACAAGUACAAGCAUCUUCACUCGACUCGAGCAACAACUAACGCACCCCACUCUACUCGCCUAUACUCUACUCGACAGCGAUGUCUCUCUUCCGCUACGAGCCUUUCUACGACGUCGACCGCAUCUUCAACGAGUUCUUUGGCGAGGCUCAACGCCGUCGCGGCGAAGGCACCUCUAGCGAUGUCGUCCAGGCCCAGGAUGGACCUCCACGAAGACGCGGAGAAGAACCUCGUCACCGCGACGUUCGAGCUCCCCGGGCUGAAGAAGGAGGACGUGCAGGUGAACUUGCAGAACGGCCUGCUCACCGUGUCCGGCGAGACCAAGUCGGAGUCGGACAAGGAGGAGCAGGGCUACGCGGUGCGCGAGCGCCGGUACGGCAAGAUCUCGCGCACGCUGCGCUUGCCGGAGGGCGUGAAGGAGGACGAGGUGAAGGCCGCGCUGGAGAACGGCGUCCUUACCGUCACCUUCCCCAAGACCGGCGCACAGAACACGCCGAAGAAGAUCACGGUGGCAUGAGUUGAAUGAGCUUGAUGAUGGACUUGCCUUGUAAUCACGGACUUGGAUGGAAAUAGCACUGUAUCAUAGCAAGCAAAUGGAUGGGAUUUCUGUUGGCUA
Molecule: messenger RNA, 779 nt
Organism: Schizophyllum commune H4-8
Lineage: Eukaryota; Fungi; Basidiomycota; Agaricomycetes; Agaricales; Schizophyllaceae
Product: HSP20-like chaperone
Exons: 3
Coding region: 363-680 (105 amino acids)
Biological process (GO): response to salt stress; protein complex oligomerization; protein folding
Source: RefSeq, a predicted model, not a curated record